CACCGGGCAGGACUCCGGGCAGCGGCUCACCGGGCUGGACACCGGGCAGAGGCACCAGGCGAAGCAGCAGGCAGCGGGCCACCAGGCGGAGAGCAGCAGGCACCGGGCCCCCGGGCGGAGCGGCAGGCACCGGGCCCCCGGGCGGAGCGGCAGGCACCGGCCCCCGGGGCGGGGCGGCAGGCACCGGGCCCCCGGGGGGCGGCAGGCACCGGGCCCCCGGGCGGGCGGCAGGCACCGGGCCCCCGGGCGGGGCGGCAGGAACCGGGCCCCCAGGCGGGGCGGCAGGCACCGGGCCCCCAGGCGGGGCGACAGGCACCGGCCCCCAGGCGGGGCGACAGGUCUCGGGCCCUCAGGCGGAGCGGCGGGCGCCGGACCCCCAGGAGGAGCGACAGGGUCCUCGGGCCCUCAGGCGGAGCGGCGGGCGCCGCCGGACCCCCAGGAGGAGCGACAGGUCUCGGGCCCUCAGGCGAGGAGCGGCUCGGGCGCCGGACC
Molecule: messenger RNA, 492 nt
Organism: Staurois parvus
Lineage: Eukaryota; Metazoa; Chordata; Amphibia; Anura; Ranidae
Source: the annotation of a GenBank genome assembly